AGGAUUAAGUGUAUAUACUCAUUGCUCAAGUAAAAUUGCAAACCUAUAUUAUAUCAAGUUCAAUUUUUAAAGUGAAAAAUACAUUCUACUUGAGAAGAUUUAACAACAUAUUGCAAGAAGCAUAAGCUAAUAUUCCAGUACUUGCCCACAAACACGACUGUAAAAUGGGCACAGACACAAAAAAGGACCAGGGAGAUAUGAAAAACAUUGAAAAUAAUGGUCAUGUCUCUUUAUAUGGCAAUAUCACCGAGAAUGGGACAGAUACUGCUAUUGCUAAAGCAAUGGAGCCGACACACGGUACAGAUAUCAAGGACCCUGAAUUGAGCUGUGGAUAUGGCAGCUGUGCCCCAAGUAUGCUCCAGAGGUGUAACAACACAAAAACGUUCCUUGUUGUUAUGUGCAUCUUCUCAAUGAUUCAAGGAUUUGUUGUGAAUGGGAUCAACAACGUGAAUGUCUCGACAUUAGAACGACGCUACCAGUUGCCAAGUGCUAGGGUGGGCUUGAUAUCUAGUUCAUACGACAUAUCAGCUGCAAUUCUUGUAAUUCCUAUCACAUACUGGGGAGCUCAUACACACAAACCGCGGCUUUUGGCAUUUGCUGCUUUGAUACUUGGAUUGGGUUCUUUGGUGAUGUGUAUACCCCAAAUGGCGUCCGGGUUGUAUGAACUUGGUGCCGAAACGUCAUUGUCAGACGUGUGUCUAGUUGAAGGAAAUAAUGUGACGGCUCCAUAUUGUUCCAAAGAAAACGAUGUUCUCCAAAACUAUCUGUAUGUUCUCAUGCUUGGCCAGUUCCUCCACGGUAUUGCGGGCACUACGCUGUAUAGUAUAGGUGUGGUCGUAAUUGAUGAAAAUGUUAAAACAAAACUGUCUCCGUUAUACAUAGGUAUCAUGUACACGUUCUCAGGAUUUGGUCCUGCCAUUGGUUACAUAGCAGGGGGCCAAUUUCUCAACAUAUAUGUGGACGUUGUAACCAAUGCGGGAAUUUCUAUAACUCCAGCAGAUCCGAGGUGGGUGGGAGCAUGGUGGAUUGGGUUCGCAAUCGGUUGUGUUUGUUCAAUAAUCACAGCCGCAUUUCUCUUCUGCUACGAUUACGAAAUGCCAGAAGCUAAAAAUGCACGGGCAGAAAGAUAUUCGCAAGCACACGCAGAUGGAAGUGAAGCGAUCGUUAGCAAGAAAGGGUUCGGAACAUCCAUUAAAGACCUACCUCUUUCAACAAAGUUUAUUGUAAUGAACCCAACGUUCAUGUGUAUAACACUGGCUGGAUGUAGCGAAGGCCUACUGACCAGCGGGUUUGCAACAUUUAUGCCUAAAUUCAUCCAGAACCAAUUUUCACAAAGUGCUGGGAUGGCGGCUUUGUAUGGAGGGCUGGCCGCUGUCGUUGGUGCUGCGGGUGGACAAUUUCUCGGAGGUUACUUGAGCAAACGGUUUAAAUUGAAGGUGAAGGGCAUGCUUAGGUUGUGUUUGGGCAGUACCAUCGUCUGUUUUGUCCUGGUAUUCAGCUUCAUUGCAAAGUGCAAACCCGCAAACAUUAGCGGAAUUAAUGUGUCAUAUUUUAAUUUUUCUACGAUUGAUGAAGCAAGUUUGAUAGUUCCAUGCAACCAGAAUUGCAACUGUACAUCAGAGAGCUAUGAACCAAUAUGUGGUGUUGAUGGAGUCGAAUACUUCACUCCCUGUCAUGCAGGAUGUGCGGAUUCCUUCUUUGAUGGAGAUAUAAAGAGAUAUGCGAACUGUUCGUGCAUUAGUCAGGUGGGCAAAGUAGCCGAAAAAGCUUACAAAGCAACAUAUGGGAAAUGUACCCAAGACUGCAACCUUUUAGCGUUGUUUCUACCUGUAUUCUGCAUAGUAGUCACUCUGACCUUCAUUGCAACACCUAUAGCAAUGUCUGUAUCUUUAAGAGUCAUUCCCGACGCUCAGAGAUCAUAUGCUAUUGGUAUAAAGUGGGUUUUCAUACGAUGUUUAGGGACUGUUCCAGGACCAAUACUGUUUGGUUAUCUCUUUGAUAUUACUUGUCUCCAGUGGCAGAAUAAAUGUGACACUAGAGGAUCAUGUUGGGUGUAUGACUCUGACAAACUAGCCAUUAAUCUCCUUAUACUCGGCCUUGCAGUUAAAUUUGUAUCAGCUAUACUAUUUUUUCUCGCACAAUUCCUAUACAAACCCCCUAAUGAUGAUAAUUCAUUAAGCAUGAGUAAAAUAGACUCAGACGAUAGUGGAGUAGACAUUAGCAAUGGUGAAAUAGAACCGACAAAAGCUGAUAUUAUCAAAUAUACGGAACAGAUUCAACCUGAAGCUGGUGAUGUCAAGCCAGUUGUCACGAUAGCAACACAUGAUAAUGGGUUUGUAUCUACAGAUGCAGUAAGAAUACGGGCCAUCUCAGAUCCAACUCGGCUCCAUUAAAUAUAGAUAUGAGGGUUUGUAACAAGCCUGAUGCCAGCCUUAUUACAUACCUUAACUACAUGCAACUAGUGUCAUAUUAUAAACAAGCUUCAGCUUUAUAGUGUCUAAAGUCUGGCAUAACUACCAAAUGACAUCAUGAUAAACCAUGACAUCUCAAUUCUUCUCAG
Molecule: messenger RNA, 2560 nt
Organism: Owenia fusiformis
Lineage: Eukaryota; Metazoa; Annelida; Polychaeta; Sabellida; Oweniidae
Source: the annotation of a GenBank genome assembly